GGGUAGAAACUCAACUGAGUUGAUCCGGGUUUGUCAUGACACUAUCGCUCUUCUCCCUCGUCUUUACGCAUCACUCUACGAAGAACUCUUGCUCUCGUCUCUUUCUGACUCUCCUUGUCGAUUCAUCUUUGCUGCGACGUGAGCUUUUUGUUAACAAUGGCUGCGGAAGACAAGUGGUGCGUGGUGACCGGAGGGAGGGGUUUUGCCGCUCGGCAUCUGGUGGAAAUGUUAAUCCGGCAAAACGAAUAUUGCGUUCGCAUCGCCGAUUUGGAAGACAGCAUUGUUCUCGAGCCCCCCGAACAGUUGGGGCUUCUCGGCCAGGCCUUGAACUCCGGCCGGGCCCAAUACGUCUCCCUCGAUCUUCGCAACAAGGCCCAAGUCCUAAAAGCAUUAGAAGGAGUUGAGGUUGUGUUCCACAUGGCUGCUCCAAACUCUUCCAUUAACAACUACCAACUUCAUUAUUCCGUCAAUGUGCAAGGGACAAAGAAUGUCAUCGAUGCUUGCGUGGAUCAGAGGGUGAAGCGACUCAUUUACACCAGCUCUCCCAGCGUUGUUUUCGAUGGCGUUCAUGGGAUUCAUAAUGCUGACGAAACGAUGCCUUAUACACCUUCGCCUAAUGAUCAUUACUCAGCUACAAAAGCCGAGGGUGAGACAUUGGUUAUUAAAGCUAAUGGGACUAAUGGGCUCCUAACGUGUUGUAUUCGCCCUAGUAGCAUUUUUGGGCCCGGUGAUAGACUGUGGUUGCCUACACUUGUUGAUACUGCCAGAAAAGGGAAAUCCAAGUUCCUUAUUGGCGAUGGAAAUAAUGUUUAUGAUUUCACAUAUGUUGGAAAUGUGGCUCAUGCCCACAUAUGUGCUGAACGAGCUUUGGCUUCAGAAGAGCCAGUUUCAGAGAAAGCUGCUGGAGAGGUACCACUGAGAUUCUGUAUAUUUCUAACAAAUAUGGAGCCUAUGAAAUUUUGGGAGUUCGUUUCAGUGGUAUUGGAUGGUCUUGGAUAUGAAAGAUACUGCUGCUGUUUUAUCUUGCCCAUUGCGCAUUUGGUGGAAUGGAUAUAUAGGCUGCUUGGCCCAUAUGGGAUGCAGGUGCCUCAGUUAACCCCUUCAAGGAUUAGACUCGUGACCUGCAGCAGAACUUUCGAUUGCUCAAAAGCAAAGGAUCGCCUUGGCUAUGCCCCCAUCGUAACAAUGCAGGAGGGCCUGCUGAGGACAAUUGAAUCAUAUGCACACUUGAAGGCAGAAAAUCAACCUAAAACUAAAAGAGAAGGUCCCUCAAAAGCUUCCAAAUAUCUUGGAAGUGGAAGAGUGGCUGACACAUUGCUUUGGAAGGAUAAAAAGCAAACUCUCAUCACAUUGUUUGUCUUGAUUGCAAUAUACUUCAACUUCAUUGCAUCUGAAAAUACCAUCAUUAGUGCUCUGACAAAAGUUCUAUUGUUCACAUCGAUCUUUUUAUUCAUUCAUGGCGUUCUACCUGCAAAAAUGUUGGGGUAUACUGUUGAGAAAAUGCCCAAAUCAUGGUUUCAUUUGUCAGAAGAUAGGUCACAUAAAUGUGCUCUCUCAGUGGCCUCGUCAUGGAAUAUUGCUGUGAAUGUUUUGAAGUCCCUUGCAGAAGGGAAUGAUUGGGUAUUGUUAUUAAAGGUUGUUCUCUAUCUGUUCAUUCUUAGCUUCCUUGGAGCCUUUUCACUUCAGAACUUGUAUACGAUAGGAGUUACAUUUGCAUUUAUAGCUUUCUACGUAUACGAACAGAAGGAGGAAGACAUUGAUGGCAUGUUUAUAAAAACACAUUCUUUUAGUUGCAAAUUGAAAUCUGAUCUCACCAAAAAGUUUCUUUCUUCAAAGAAGAUUGAUUGAUAGGCUUUUUUCUUGAAAGUUGCACCUUAAAUAUUCUAUUGAGUUCCAUGUAUGACUAUAAUUGUAAUUUGAACACUUCUCAAUAUCAAAGAUCAGAUGAAGGAUGAUGUGCAUGUU
Messenger RNA from Vigna umbellata (rice bean), 1965 nucleotides. The record is from RefSeq and is a predicted model, not a curated record. NCBI's taxonomy places the organism in Eukaryota, Viridiplantae, Streptophyta, Magnoliopsida, Fabales, Fabaceae.